AUGGUUAUCAUCUCGAUGCAGUCUGCGUAUGAAUUUUCAAAUUUUGAUAUAAGUAUAUCUAGGGAUGGCAGUGGUCGGAUGGCAGUGUCCUCAUCUUCAGACAGCCUUUUUGAGUUUUCACGAAGGCCUCCUCCUGUUACUUAUAGACGACGUUUAUUCCGUGCUUUUGAUAGUGGAACAAUUGCUCUGGACUGGCUAACUUAUUUGGAUGUUGUGGAGGGUCCCUCUGGCAUAAUUGAUGGUUCUGCUGUUCGUAAAGGUGAUAAAACUCCGAUUGUCAUUGUCAUUCCUGGCUUGACCAGCGAUUCUACUGCUGCAUAUGUGAAGCAUCGUGCAUUCAACAUGGCAAGACAGGGUUGGAGUGUUGUUGUAUGCAAUCAUCGUGGUCUAGGAGGUGUAUCUCUAACUUCUGAUUGCUGUUAUAAUGCUGGAUGGACUGAAGAUGUACGGAAAAUCAUUGACCAUAUACGCUGUGUGUCGUAA
Molecule: messenger RNA, 483 nt
Organism: Hibiscus syriacus
Lineage: Eukaryota; Viridiplantae; Streptophyta; Magnoliopsida; Malvales; Malvaceae
Product: embryogenesis-associated protein EMB8-like
Exons: 6
Coding region: 1-483 (160 amino acids)
Molecular function (GO): short-chain carboxylesterase activity; monoacylglycerol lipase activity
Source: RefSeq, a predicted model, not a curated record